UCCUGCAGGGGGAAAAAAGCAUCAAACAGCUUUACACGUUUGCGUCCAUACAGGCGGUUAUUUCUAAUUUCUGAAGGCUUUUAUUUUUAAUUUUUAAUACACGAACAUCCAGCAGCAUGGUCGCAGUCUAAUGUCUGUGAACGCGCGUACGAUCAUUUAUGAUUUAUCGAUAUGAUAUGAAUGUCAAUCGGUCAAGGUCCGCGCUCCCAAUGCAACAACCGCGGCUGGAUUUACCGUCUACAGCUGGGAAACAUCUGCAGCAAGCGUUUGGAUGAAUUUCUAAUAUUUUGUUUUUGAUUUUUAUUUUUUAUAUUGGCUGGUGACAGGAUUGAGAUUGUCGGUGUUGGAGCAGCGUGGCACUGUGGGAAUGACAUGCUGCAGUACAGACGGGAAACUGGGAAUAAUAAUGGAUUAGAAAACACUGAUGAUGUGACUGCGACACUUUAAUAAGAAAAUGCUUUACAAUCAUCGCAUUGUGCAGAAAUCUUUAUCAUUCCUGAUUUAACAGCUGACAUUAACCCAAAGAAGGACUGAGGAGGACGGAUCUGAGGAGAGGACACCAUGUCGGCGGUGAUGAUUACACGAAAGGUGCGAAAAUGGGAGAAGCUGCCGGGGAAAAACACGUUUUGCUGCGACGGACGGGUGAUGAUGGCCCGGCAGAAGGGAGUCUUCUACCUGACCCUGUUCCUCAUCGUCGGGACCUGCUCUCUCUUCUUCGCCUUCGAAUGCCCUUACCUGGCUAUCCAUCUGUCUCCGGCCAUCCCAGUUUUCGCUGCCCUGCUCUUUCUCUUCGUCAUCGCCAUGCUGCUGAGGACCAGCUUCAGUGACCCCGGGGUGCUGCCGCGGGCUCUUCCAGAGGAAGCCACAUUCAUCGAGAUGGAAAUUGAGGCUGCCAAUGGGAACGUCCCGGCAGGCCAGCGACCCCCACCUCGGAUUCGCAAUGUUCAGAUCAACAACCAGAUCGUCAAGCUCAAGUACUGCUACACCUGCAAGAUCUUUCGACCGCCUCGAGCGUCUCACUGCAGCAUCUGUGACAACUGCGUCGACCGUUUUGAUCACCACUGUCCAUGGGUAGGAAACUGUGUGGGCAAGAGGAACUACAGAUACUUCUACAUGUUCACUCUGUCGCUCUCCCUGCUCACCAUUUAUAUCUUCACCUUCAACAUUGUGCACGUGGUGAUGCGUUCAGUGGAUAAUGGUUUUCUGAACACUUUGAAGGAAACACCUGGAACUGUGCUGGAGGUGCUGGUGUGUUUCUUCACCCUGUGGUCGGUGGUGGGACUGACGGGCUUCCACACCUACCUGAUCUCUCUCAACCAGACCACCAAUGAGGACAUUAAAGGAUCCUGGUCGGGAAAGAACAGAGUCCAGAACCCGUACAGCCACAAGAACAUCAUUAAAAACUGCUGCGAGGUGCUUUGUGGGCCAACAUACCCGAGCGUCUUGGACAGGCGAGGACUGAUGCAAGAGGAUUCGCCUGUUCCUGCUACGUCUGCUGCACCCUCCUCCUCCAGCAGCAGCAACCCAGUGUCACAAACCACGAAAACCACAGCUCCACUCAUCCCCAAUGAGCACACACCUGAUGAUGCCAAGCCGAGCAUUGCCGCCUCAGCAGAAAAGAGCGCCUCCCCCAAAGAGGAGCUCCCUCCUGCUCCAAAGGCCCCGCCCCUGGCUUCACCCGAGACUGAUGCAGAAGCAUCCAUCGCCAAGGACCAGGGCCAUUAGCUGCAUAAGGGGGCGGCUCCCGUUGUAGCCCCUCCCCUGACACCCGGCCUGGUCAGGAACCUAAACAUUAAUAAUCAAUAUGUGAUUACUGUGCGGGUGACUCGGAUAUUCUCCGACUCCCGCCCUACAUUCCACCAGAAGAGCAGAGUUUCUGCGGCAGCUCCUCCUCUUCCCUGCUCUCCUCACUAGUAGCUGCAGAGCUGUUUGAUUGGCACUGACUCCUGCAGGAGGCGGAGUGAUUUAAUGGAAAGUCAGCAGCUUUUCUGUCUCCUGAACACUGCAUGGAAAAGACACGUAGGAGGAGAAACUGCUGGAAAAACUGCAGAGGAAAAAAAAACUCUUCAAGCAUAUGACAUCCCUGCAGGUCACCUGUGGGUCGCUCUGAUUGUCAAUAUUACUUUUAAUCUUUAUUUAAAAUUGCAUAAUGACAUUUAUUGUGAGAGGCCAGUUCAUAUAUACCCCUUGCAAGUGUCUGGCAAAGACAAUAUUAUUUCUGGACAUGUAAAAAACUUCAUACAUACAGUUUUCUGUUGUGUGCACAUUACAUGCCCUAUGCAAACCCUGAGAAGGCUGGACAUGCAGCUUUUGGACAGAAGGGUUAACACCUGUCAGGCUGUGAGUACACAUGAUGUCCAGGUAGGAGGAGGAUAUGCAAACCCUUGGCUAAGAUAUCCUAAAGGCUCCUUCCAGGCAAGUCAAAAUCUACCUUGUAUUCUGAUAUUGCUGCAUUCAGUACUGUUGUUACUUACGUGCAUCUUUUUUGUUUCUUAAAGUGAUCCAAACCAA
Plectropomus leopardus (leopard coralgrouper) is the source of this 2511-nucleotide messenger RNA. It is a transcript of the gene zdhhc9, whose product is annotated as zDHHC palmitoyltransferase 9. The record is from RefSeq and is a predicted model, not a curated record. Gene Ontology annotation, molecular function: protein-cysteine S-palmitoyltransferase activity. Lineage: Eukaryota; Metazoa; Chordata; Actinopteri; Perciformes; Serranidae. Gene Ontology annotation, cellular component: endoplasmic reticulum; Golgi apparatus. Gene Ontology annotation, biological process: peptidyl-L-cysteine S-palmitoylation; protein targeting to membrane.